GAAAGAGUGUGUGUGAAGGAAACGCUGCACAGCUCAGGAUGCUCCCUAGAAGAUGAGAAAAUGUGAUCUAAAGCACUUUUUCCUCCUCGUCUCUCAGAUCCUGCUCCGGUUUUUCCCUCUUUUUGUGUUUCAUCAAGACGAAGGUUGAGGACCAGGAAGGAGCGCUGCGACCCGACCAAAAGCAUGUUCCCACGGAUGGAGCCGCUCUCAUGGGACAGCCAUGUUUUGUCCCCAUGACAGCUAGAUCACUCAGCCCUCUCUGCAGUGACCACCUGCACAGCAAAGGAUGCUGGGAAAUAAUGAGCAUUUUUAUUCCAGUCAGGACGACAAAGAUGGGGAGGAUGAGGAGGAAGAAGAAGAGCAAAGGCGAGGAAGUGACGAAGGCCUGUGGAGCAGGGAGAACGGAGGACUAGAAGGACUGGGGGGGAAGGAAAUGAUCGGCGGACGCCAGGCCUGGGAAGGGAAGGGCGGUGAGGCGGUGAAACCGGCGGCCAUUGUGGUCGGCAGACAGAGAAUGGACCGACCACUGAGACCCGGUAACCUGGACAACCGGGGCAUUGCCCACAUGUCCAAUCAGGCACAAAUGCAUCACCACGCUGCCAACAAGCUGCAGCAGCAACACCUCAUAGCAGCAAAACGGCGAGCGCUGAUGGAGCGCAGCAUGACCGCCGUGGCGCCUCAUGAGGAUGCCUUCCUGACUAUGAUGGUGUUCCGCAUCGGGAUCCCUGACAUCAAACAGACACGGUGCCUCCAGUUUGACCAGGACUGCACCGUGUGGAGCGCCAAGCAGCAGAUCGUCUGUUCGCUUGGCGAGUCCCUGUGGGACGUCUACAACUACGGACUCUUCCAGCCGGCUGGAGAAGGACGAGAUGCCAAAUUCCUGGAGGAGGAGCGCCCCCUACGGGACUAUGCACGCACCUUUGAGAAAGGGGUUCCCUACCUCGAGUUUCGGUAUAAAACCAGAGUUUACAAACAGACCAACCUGGAUGAGAAGGCUCUGGCUAAGCUCAGCACCAAGGCCAGCCAGAAGAAGUUUCUGGAAUACGUCCAGACUGGAGCGAUGGAAAAAAUGGCAAAAGUUCUGGAAAAAGGUCUGGAUCCAAAUUUUCAUGACCCUGACAGCGGAGAGACGCCGCUGUCGGUGGCGGUGCAGUCCGGCCUGCCGGUGGACGGCGUCCGGCUGCUGGUUCUGGGCGGGGCCCACAUGGAUUUUAGGAGCCGUGAUGGCAUGACGGCGCUGCACAAAGCUGUGAGAGCUCACAACCACGCCGGACUGCUGGCACUUUUGUCCCUCGGAGCGUCUCCGGACUACAAGGACCGCUGUGGCCUGACCCCGCUGUACCACACUGUGCUGACAGGGGGCGAAACGUCCUGCUGCGAGACGCUGCUGUAUUACCGGGCGAAGCUGGGCACCAGGGACGAGAACGGCUGGGAUGAGAGCCAUCAGCACAGGGAUGAAGAGGAAUUUGGAAUGGAAGAAAUCCAUAAGGCUUGCCAGAACGGCUUUGCUCAACACUUGGAGCAUCUGCUGUUUUAUGGAGCGGACACGGCUUCUCAAAACGCCUCAGGGAACACUGCACUUCACAUUUCAGCGCUCUACAACAAGGAAAGCUGCGUCCGGGUUCUGCUGUACCGGGGGGCCAACAAGGAGGCGAAGAACAAACAUGGCCAGACUCCUUUUCAGGUUGCUGUGAUGGCAGGUCACUUUGAACUUGGAGAGAUUAUUAAAAACCAUAAAGACAUGGAUGUUGUUCCCUUUUUAGAGUCACCAAAGUUUGUUCCCAGGCGAAAGGAGAGCGUCCACACGCUGCCUCUCCCCUCGCUCCAUUCCCACCCACUGCUGCGCGCCAACAGCGACAACACCGUGACCGGCUCCGACCCGCUGAUCCUCCCCGCCAAGGCCGCCACCAACCCGGGGCAGGGCCAGCGCCGGGCCUCCAUCGGGGUCAGGAGCUCCAGCAGCCCCCGGAACCGAACCCGGUCCCCGUCCAGAGGCAGAGGAGGCCAGAGCGAUACGGAGGAGCGGCACCGGCAGCCCAGAGGCCGGCAGGGCGCGGCUCCGGGCGGCGGUCAGAUGAAGCGGAUGUACAGCGCGGUGCCGGGCCGGGUUUACGUCGCCAUCCGCUCUCACUCUGCCAGCGGAGACAGAGAACUCUCACUUAACAAAGGCGACAAAGUAAAAGUGCUGAGUGUGGGAGAGGGGGGCUACUGGGAGGGAACGGCGAGAGGACGCACCGGCUGGUUUCCCUCCGACUGCGUGCAGGAAGUGGCGCCGCCCAGCAGAGAGAAAGAGACGCGGAGCGAGAAGGCCAAGAGGAAACUUUUCCGUAACGUCACAGUGGGAGCAUACGACGGUACCGAUGGGCCAAGCGACUACAUCAUUAAGGAGAAGACAGUGCUCCUACAGAAGAAAGACAAUGAAGGCUUCGGCUUUGUGCUCAGAGGAGCCAAAGCUCAGACUCCCAUAGAGGAGUUCACGCCAACGCCAGCCUUCCCGGCGCUGCAGUACCUGGAGUCUGUUGAUGAGGGGGGCGUGGCCUGGAGAGCGGGCCUGAGGAUGGGGGACUUCCUCAUCGAGGUGAACGGCCAGAAUGUGGUGAAGGUGGGUCACCGGCAGGUGGUCAACAUGAUCCGGCAGGGCGGCAACAGCCUCAUGGUGAAGGUGGUGAUGGUCGCUAGGAACCCGGAGCUGGAGGACACGGCUCGGAAGAAAGCCCCGCAGCAGUCGAAACGACUGACCCCUCCUGCCAUCGCCCUGCGCUCAAAGUCGAUGACAUCAGAGCUGGAAGACAUGGUGGAGAAAGCCGCCGCCUCGCCCUGGAAGAAGAAAGCAGAGUAUGAACCCUCUCAGGGUCCAGAUAAGAAGAGGACCGUUUAUCAGAUGGCGCUAAAUAAGCUGGAUGAAAUCUUGGCUGCUGCUCAGCACACCAUCACAUCCGACAGCCAAGGUCAGAGAGGUCACGGAGGCAAGAGGGACCGGAGCAAGAGCAUCGUUCCCAACGUUCCCACUGUUCCCAACGAGCAGCCGUAUGAGCAGCCGUCAUCCGUGAGUCUGAUGCAGACUGGGCAAGGAUUUGGCUACAACCAGGCCCAUUUUCAACCUGGCCAUGGACCUCAGCAUGCAGUCAUGAUGCGCCAGAAAUCCAUUGGUGUGACGGAAGAAGAAAGGCAGUACCUCCACCCACCUGCUAUGAAGCUAGCUCGCAGUCUUUCAGUGCCAGGACCAGAAGACAUCCCACCGCCCCCCAACACGUCUGCUCCAGAGCCGCCUUUAUCCGCAGGUCCUUAUACUGGUAGAGGGCCUGCUAUGCCAAUCCCCCCUGUAUCUCAAGCUCACUACCAGUUCCACUCACAGCCAGCGCAUCCUACGCAGGCUGCCUGGGAGAGGGGAGGACCUGGUGGGAUGAACCAGCAGGUCAUGGUUCCCACCCUCCGCAGGCAGUCCGAUGGACUCUGCAUAAGAGAGCCAGAGGCGCCUCGGAGAGGUGGCGGCAAGAUGGGAGGGCUGAGGAGAGGAUACAGCAGUGCCACACCACCAACAAGUGCAAAGCCAAAGCCUCAACAGGUGCAGCAUCCUGUGCAACUCACCAGCCGGGAGCAAGGUGGAGGAGCCGGAAGGGGAGUAGCGAGGCGUGGAGGUCGUGGAGCUCUGAUCAAGCAGUCAAAGGUGGAAGACGGGCUGAGACAACAUAGGGGCAAAGGAGGUGCUACCAAAGAGAAGAGUUCUAUCCCCAUCCCUACCAUCAUCGUCAAAGCGCCGUCCACCAGCAGUAGUGGCCGAAGCAGCCAGGGUAGCAGCAUAGAAGCAGAUCCGUCUCAGGAUGUGGAGGACCAAACCUCUGGGAACGCAGCUCCAGACAACUCCAGCACAAGCCUACCUUCACCACUGACCCCCACACCGCCUCAGCCGACUACACCCAACUCCUUGCCUUCGAGUGUCGCACCCGCCGUCUCUUCUCAGCAAAACCUGGAAAAAUUGGACUAUACCUCAACAUUUGGCACAGCAUUUAGUGGAGGAGGAACACGCAGGGACAGGGAGCGAUUAAGAGACAUGAGAAGAAAGAGCGCUUCCUUCUACCAGUCAUCAGAGGAAGACAUCCAAGGAGAGGCAGGUGGUGGAGAAGGAGGAGGGACACUUGAGACCCAAGUUCAGCCUCUGCAAGGCUCAAAAAUGGAGGUACCCACCCCUCGACUUCGGCCUUCCAAGUCUAUAGAUGAAGGCAUGUUUUCUGGAGACAACUUCAUGAACUAUUCCAGCAGCAUGCCCCCAGCCUUUGGCCUUCCAGAGUACUCCUCACCUGUCCUUGGCCAGGAUGGGCAGCCCAAGUCAGCCCCCUCAGUGUAUGGCAGCCAGCCUGCUACAACUUUUAUCCAUCCACUAACAGGGAAAGUGCUUGACCCCUCGUCCCCACUUGGCCUGGCACUGGCUGCGAGAGAACGAGCUCUGAAAGACGACCGCAGGACGCGUCGAGAUGACAGGCACUUUGGCCGGCAGAUGUCCACAGUUGGAUCCUUCCCUACACCAAUUCAGACCCCAACACCUUCGCUGUUUGCAACCCCGACGCAAUCGGCAUAUACUUCUCCGGUGUCCCUUCACCUCGGAUCCCCCUCCGCCACCGCCUCCCCUGCGUCUUUGAGCCGGCCGCAGUCACCAAGGAUUUUACGUUUAGGAGGUGGAGGAGGAGGAGGUGGGGAGAGGAUGGAGAGAGAAAGAGAUGGAGGGCCUAAAGAGGGUCUUAGAGUUCGUUUCUCUGAGGACAGAAACAGCCAGUUUUCAGGCCAGUACUACCCACAGAGCAGCAGAGAGAGAGAGAAGGAGAUGUACGAAAGCAAACAUGCUCAGGCUGUUCAGCCUCCUCCCCCGCCAGCUCAACCUGCCCCCCGUAGACCCUCCUACUUGCAGAUGGAAAACGUUCCCAACACAAGCUAUAUUCCACAGUACACUGUCCCCACAGCUCCAUCACAGACUAACGACGCAAUGGGAGAAGCAAGAGCCGGGGCGGGCGGCCUGGGACUGAUGGUUCUCCCUCCUCCUGCUCCCUCAAUAGACGUAGAUGAGGAGUUUGUUUUUGCAGAUCCUUUGCCCCCUCCGCUACAAUUUGCUAACGGAAAGAAUGAGAGAGCAAUGGAGUUCUCUCAGCAUCAUCAACGCCAGAGUCAACACCCUGCUCCUGCUGCCCCACCUCCACCACCCCCUCCUCCGUCUCCUAAGCCCUCAAAUGCUCCCCAACAGUCUUCACAAGGUGGCGACUCUGCUGCCUCAAGCCUCACCUCCUAUGACAGCGAAGUGGCCAACCUCACGCAGUCUGCACUUUCUCCAUCGUAUCCGUCCCCGCAAAUAUUUGCACCGUCGUCCAACACCGCUACCACCUCAGUGGCUGCUGCAUCACUACACAGACCCCAGCCCAUGUCACAUGCCCAUCCUUAUUAUGGCAGCACCAAUGACCCGUUGGUUGGGGUUCAGACGCCAGCCCAGGACAGAGGCACAGCUGCCCUUACCACCACCAUGACCUACGCAACAACAACAAUGACAGCAACUGCUGCUGCCACAACCACAACAGCCUCUCCUGCCUCCUCCGACUACAGCAUGGCUGGGCCCAAAGUAGGCCUUAGCACAGGGAGUAAAGGAACCGAUCCCACUCAUUCCAGUACUAUGAUUCCCAAGAUUGGAGACUGGCAGGACACAGUGGUAGAUUCUGGCAUUGAGGAGCUGGACAGUCAUAGCAGUAGUGACCAUCAUCUAGAAAUGCUGGGACUUGGUGGCUUGAGAGGAGAAAAAAUCGGACUUGGAGGUGAUGGACGAGGAGGGGAGGGAGAGAAAGUCAACGAACAUCAGGAUCCCUGCACAAUCUACCGGGGAGGGCAACCGUUUGAUGUGCACACCUCCAAAAUGGCAAACCCCGUCUUUCCAAAGAUGACGCAUUACAAGGAAAUGGAAGGGAGAGGCCCGCCUAUAGCGUUACGCAGGCAGAACAGCACCAACCCGGCUCCUUUGCAGUUGCAGAGACAAAGCCACCCUGAAGAUGCCGGUUUGGAGAGAACUCUUGUUGACGACAGAAAGCACAAGCAGAGUCGGGCCAGAAUGGAAGAUGGCUUUAGCUCCGCGCUGGCGGCCUGUCUGGAGAGGCCCAUGGAGCCUCGGUCAGUGGUCUGGGGUGACAUCGCUGAACACGAACAAGAAGGAGUCCAGCAUGGCGGUAUGGUGUUGGAGGGUCGCAGGCUUCACUCGCCUUUUUCUGGUGUGAAAGCCAGCAUCAUCAACGAGUUAAGUUCCAAACUGCAACAGAUGAGUAGCAUGAAGAGUAUGGAUGACUGGAGUCACGUUCCUAAGUCCCCCUCCAUGCAUAGGUAUUCAGCAGAUUUUACCGAUGCCUUCCACAGCCCACCGACCGGUCGCUCCACCUCGCCGCUACCGACCUCCUCCCCGCAGCAUCGACAGAUCCUGACUCCCAACCUCUCGGCCUCCCCUUCUGUCUCUCCGUCUCCUCAAGUCCCCGUUCAGCGCAACUGGACCCGCUCCCCUUCUCCUCAGAUGCCGACCUCCCCGGUACAUUCCCAUCCUCCCCAUUCCCCAACCUACUGCCCAUACCCAACAUCACCUAAGCACAGAUCUAAGUUGCGCAGGCAGACUUUUGAUUUUCAGUGUAGUCCCUCUAAAGAGAUGCGGUCAUCGGUUUCCAGGCGCCGGGCCCCCAGCCCUCUCAUCUACAACACCGAACAGCAGAACCCAACACCACCCAGACCGUCCUCUCUCCCCAUCCUUCCCUCCACACCUAUCUACAGUAACCCCUUUGACUUUCCUGGCCCUCUCACACCUCCAUCUCCUGGUCACUCUCUCGGAGAUCCCUACCACGCCUCGACUCCCCCGCUGUUCUCUCCUUCCGGUGUGCCGAGUCCGAACCCUCUACUAGUCUCACGCUCUCUCUCCCCGACUCAUUUCUUCUCGGGAGCCUCCUCCCCAUUGCAUCUACCACCCAGCCCUUCUUGUCUCAACUACCCCAACCUCAGCCCCGCUCCCCCUGCCAGACCCUUUGCCAUCAAACCUCUACCCUACUGGACCAAGUACGACGUUGCCGACUGGUUGACUUACUUAAAUUUGGGUGAACACAGGGAGCGUUUUAUAGACAACGAGAUAGACGGAUCUCAUCUCCCGUCACUUACUAAGGACGACUUCUUGGACCUGGGAGUGACCCGAGUGGGGCAUCGAAUGAACAUCGAGCGGGCCCUCAAGAAACUCACUGACAGGUGAGGGAGGACGAAAACGGGCUCAGGGCGAUGUAGAGGCGACUCAAACGGUCCAAAAGGAAACACUGGAUGGUGAAAGAGCGUCAGAGUGUCUCGUUAGCUUCAUUUGAAGGUGCAGUACGUAACGUUUAUAAAGAAUUUGUUUUUACAGGUUUGUUAAAACUGUCACCAUGUCAUGACAGAUCAAUAUGAGACAAAUAAUCUACAGUUUCAACUAAUAUGUAAAAAAAUAUUUUUCUAAAAGUUACAUACUGCAGCUUUAAGUUGAUCCAACCAUACUUACCUUCCAACCUUCUUAAUCCUUAAAGUCUGAGUAGUUUUCCAAUCAUUUCUCCAUCUAACUGCAUUUUAUCAACCCCAUUUAGUUUGUAGUUAAAGUCCACCCGUUCUUAUUCUUUGAUUUGGCCUCCUUUUCUCCCCAGGCGUCUCUCCUCUCCUUUGCAUGUCCCCACGUCUCCUCGAGACACAGACUGAGAAAGUGAAGGGAUGAUUCAGAGCUGACAGAAAAGGGAGAGAAACUUAUUGACAAAGCUGAUCAAUAACAGAAGAUGUGCAAGAGAAGAUCAGUGGACAUCAACAGGCCUAAAGGGGCAGAAACCCGGGCUUUGCUUUACUGUGGAUCAAUUUGUGGAGUAUAAAAAAAGUCAGAAUGUCUUAAGUUGGUGGUGAAAAUAUGUUUCUAAACUUUUGAUGGACAGGCUUUUAAUUAACGCACUAUUUUUUGGUGUAAAAGAAUAAACACAUUUGCAGUGUUUUUUUUCUUUCGGGCUCAGUGACAGAUGGAUUCUCACACCAUCUGCUGCUCAGAGCUGCAACUCACAAAACUUAAGUUGGAGUUUAGAGACGAGCAGAAAAAUCAUCCAAGGAAAAUGUUAUUUACUGUGACUGAAUCGGAGACGCUAUUAAAAGCAGAGACGUGAACAGGUUUCUGACGUCUGCUUUGUGCUUUUCAGCAGAUCCCUCGAUGAGUUUUAUUUGUAAAUGAUAGACAAAAAUAGACAAAAAUAGUAUUUUAUAUGAAAUAAUAAAUAUAUAUAUAUUACACACACAUAUAUUUGCAGAUUUCCCCCAGAGGUUGCUCCCAAUAAGCUUUGUAUGUUUGUACUUUGCGAGCGCUAAAUAUAUAUUACAUGUUUAACAGGAUUAGUAAAAGAGCCCAUCUGUUUUGUACUCAGUGCUGAUAGCAAUCAUUCAUAUAAAACUGGUCAGGGUGUUUUUAAAUGUUCAAAUUACACUGUAAAAAAUGAGGAAGAGAUUUUAAAGCUUCAUCAGGUUUCAGACAGUUUUGGAGAAAACUGAAUUUUGUGUUUUGGGGUGAAACUAAAGUUGUGUCCUUCCUCUUUGGUGCCAUGAGGUCGGCCAUUUUGUUUUUUUCCACGUAGGUGAGGUGAUGAAAAAGGGCUUUUUCCUGCUUCUCUAUUUGCCUGAACUUCUCGACCUUAUGCCUCUGUGAGUCUGAUAAUGUGUGUGUGUCUGUCGGUCUCAGAUGCUUCCCCUGACUUAUACCUUCUCUUCCUAAAGCCUUUUCCAUAAAAGCAAAUGCUUCUUCUGCUCCUAAAAUAUUGAAUUAAUUAGUUUUUAAUUCUGAACUGUCAAUCCCACAGUUUAACUAUUCCACAAAGCAAAAACAUAAUAAUUUUCACAUAUUUUUCAUAUAUUUUUGCUGUAAUAAACGGAAAACUACAGUUUGUGUUGCAUAUUAAACAUCCGAUCUCGGUUUUAUUCUAUAUGGUGGCCGACAGGCGCAAAUGUGCAUCAAACACAUGAAUAAUGCAAACUCCAAAACACAUGUAACUGCAAAAGCCUGCAAAUAAUAACACAAAAGCAAAAGAAAAAUUCUGCAACCACAGGAAAUGGAAACAACAAACGUUUCUGGACGAUAAAUUGUUCCAGAUGUUAUUGCGAUAAACGGUAAUGUUGUUUUGACAAUAUUCCAGUAAUGUGAUGGUAAUGGCUUAAUAAUGCUAGAACACAUUCUCAAGAUCAAUAAACGUUAAAUUGUAAUGAUCAUUUAACAAUUUAAAUGUCCAAAACUGAAAAAACAGAAACGACAAAUAAAAUCAAUUAUGAAGUCUUUGUAGACUAAAUUAUCCUUCAAAAUAAAGUCUUGUUGAAACCAAAACAUUAGACUGAAGAUUUUUACCAUCCAGUUUUGGGUAGAAAGAGAAAAACAAGAAAUCAUGCAAAUAGAAAUUAUUAAACUAACAGCAAAUAUGAAACAAUUAAAGCUCACUCCACAAAACUGAAGUCCUCCACUCCACUAGGGGGAGUCUGGAGUUGUUAGUAUUACCCACAUCCUCCAUAAACAUGCUGGUGUUCAACAAUAUAAAAGAUUGUGUGUUUAAGAAGACACAACAUAGACAUCCCGUCUUUCCUAGGGUUCUGGUCUCAUGAUUUGGUGAUCGACUCCCCCUGGUGGUCUGGAGGACUUCCAUUUGGAGAGCAAAAUACCAGCGUUUUAUACCUGCUGCUGUUUUUCUACUUCAUGUGGUUGCAGUGUUUUUCAUUUGUAUGUUUUGUCGGUCGUAAGUUCUUGCUUCUAUUUUCUGCGAUUGCAGAGUUUUUCAAAUUAAAAAAAUACUUAACUGGCCCCAAAUUUUAUGAUUCUAAAUCCAUGUCCAGAGGUUCCACAGUGGUGCCCAGAACAGAACCAGCCUUCAUCAGGUUGUUGUCCACACAGAAGUUCAGUCGGUCACACACUCAUUCAUGGCGUUGAUGUUUCUUCAUGUGGCUGGAAAAGAGCGAUCCCAUCUGUUACUUCGUCGUCUUCCUGGCAUCUUCCUAACGUAGUUCCUGAACAAGGGGUUUGUAUUCAGAGCAGAGAAAAACAAGAUUGUGAUCUUGGUAUAUAUAUCAAUGUGUUGCAUGUGUUUUUUUCUUGGUUUUGCAUUAUUCAUGUGUUGGCGGCGCUUCUUGCCAUUUGCUGCGCAUUGCGCCUGUCGGCCACGGUGAUUUUAAGAUGCCAGUGCAGCCAUUUAACUGUGGGGCAAACAUCACUUAUAGCUUUGUAUGUAAUGACGAUAAUGUCGGCAAAGAUGAUAAAAAUAUAGUACAAUGAAGAUUAUAAUAUUAGGUAUGUAAACAUUUUUAAGAAUCUCUGUCUUCCAGAUAGUGUGGACAAAUUCUUUGACGUUUUCUGUUGAAUUUCUGGGUUUUCUGUAAAUGUUUUCUGCACUGCAGCGACUCCAGUGAAGCUUAUUAAGGCCCAAAGCAGAACAUGGACUGAGCCGCAGUGUAGAAAGCAUUAUGUACACCUUAUGUACACCAGAGUAUUUUUAGGCCUAGUGAAAUGCAUCAUGACCACAUACAGUAUGAGCAUAAGUAUGCAGAGAUAAAAGGUAUAUGAAUAUAUAUAUAUAAAUUUUGUUUUGAAUAAAAUACAGUAUAUAAUAUGAUAGAGAUACAACUAAGGUGUUGAAAUAAAAGCUGAAAUAAA
Molecule: messenger RNA, 10681 nt
Organism: Xiphophorus hellerii (green swordtail)
Lineage: Eukaryota; Metazoa; Chordata; Actinopteri; Cyprinodontiformes; Poeciliidae
Product: SH3 and multiple ankyrin repeat domains protein 1-like
Exons: 27
Coding region: 287-7249 (2320 amino acids)
Cellular component (GO): postsynaptic density; dendritic spine; postsynaptic membrane
Molecular function (GO): synaptic receptor adaptor activity; ionotropic glutamate receptor binding
Source: RefSeq, a predicted model, not a curated record